Sphaerodactylus townsendi is the source of this 2747-nucleotide messenger RNA. Its product is annotated as tubulin polyglutamylase TTLL13-like. The coding region runs from base 106 to 2637 and encodes 843 amino acids. NCBI's taxonomy places the organism in Eukaryota, Metazoa, Chordata, Lepidosauria, Squamata, Sphaerodactylidae. The record is from RefSeq and is a predicted model, not a curated record. Gene Ontology annotation, cellular component: cilium. Gene Ontology annotation, molecular function: tubulin binding; tubulin-glutamic acid ligase activity. The transcript is spliced from 15 exons. Gene Ontology annotation, biological process: microtubule cytoskeleton organization; protein polyglutamylation.
GAGGAAGCCUCUCCCAGGAAGCCGCAAGGCCCGAGUCCAGGGCACGGGAGCAAGGCGGGCAGCAGGAAGGGCCAGCUGGGGGGCUCGGCAGUCGACCUGGAGAAGAUGGCUGAGGAGUGGGACGCCGGGCAGUCCAGGAGGAGGAGAAAGAAAAGGCAGCUCUCCAUCAACCUGUCCAGCUGCAAAUACGAGAGCGUGAGGCGUGCUGCUCGGCGCUGCGGCCUGAAAGAAGUGGGCGAGGAGGAGGACUGGACAGUCUACUGGACUGACUUCUCCGUCUCGCUGGAGCGGGUCAUGGAGAUGAGGCGGUUUCAGAAAAUAAACCAUUUCCCAGGCAUGGCCGAGAUCUGCCGCAAGGACCUGCUGGCCCGCAACCUCAACCGCAUGCUUAAGCUCUUCCCAAAGGAGUAUAACAUCUUCCCCCGCACGUGGUGUUUGCCGGCUGACUACGGGGACUUCCAAGCCUACGGGCGGAUGAGGAAGAACAGGACGUACAUUUGCAAGCCGGACAGCGGCUGCCAAGGACGGGGCAUCUUCAUCACGCGCAACCCCAAGGAGAUCAAGCACGGGGAGCACAUGAUCUGCCAGCAGUACAUCCCCAAGCCCUUCCUCAUCGACGGAUUCAAAUUCGAUAUGCGGAUCUACGUGCUGGUCACCUCGUGUGACCCGCUCAAAAUUUUCCUGUAUGAGGAGGGACUGGCCCGCUUUGCCACGGUGAGGUACAUCGAGCCCAGCAGCAGCAACCUGGAGGACACCUGCAUGCACCUGACCAACUAUGCCAUCAACAAGCAUAACAAGAACUUUGUUCGGAAUGAGACCACGGGCAGUAAGAGGAAGCUGUCCACGCUGAAGGCCUGGAUGCAGGAGCGCAACUACAACACGGGGGAGCUGUGGCGGGGGAUUGAGGACAUUGUCGUGAAGACCCUGAUCGCCGCCCACCCGGUGCUGAGGCACAACUACCGCACCUGCUUCCCCAACCACGUCUCGGGCUGCGCCUGCUUCGAGAUCCUCGGCUUCGACAUCCUGCUGGACUGGAAGCUCAAGCCCUGGCUGCUGGAGGUCAACCACUCCCCCAGCUUCACCACGGACUCCCGGCUGGACCGAGAGGUGAAAGACGCCCUGCUCUGCGAUGCCCUCAACCUCAUCAACCUGCGGGCCUGCGACAGGAGGAAGGUGCUGGAGGAGGACAAGAGGCGGGUGAAGGAGCGCCUCCUGCAGGCCCACCAGCCCCCCCGCGAAGCCAGGCGAGAACAGAUGGAGAGCACCCAGGCUGCCUGGCUGGCACAGGCGGAGGAAUACGAGAACAGCCACCUGGGCGGAUUCCGGCGCGUGUUUCCGGCGUGGGGAACGGAGAAAUACGUGCCCUUCUUUGCGCACAGCGGGUCCCUCUUCCAGGAGACGGUGGCCUCCAAGGCCAGAGAGGAGUGUGCCAGGCAACAGCUGGAGGAGAUCCGCCAAAAGCAGGAGCAGAGGGAGAGCACAGCUGGAAAGAAGAAAAGGGACGCGAAGGAGAACUUGGAGGAAGGGACGGCCGGGGGGAAGCCCCACGAGACGGGCAGGGGGAAGGCCGUGCUCGUGCGGGUCGCUGGCAGCCACAGCAAGACCUGGAACACAAAGGGGCCGUCCUACGACAGCAUGACUCCCCAGGCGAUCGUGGAGGAAGAGGAGGUGGAGAGGGUGAAGGGCCUUUUGCGGCGGGAGAACAUCAUCCGGGGACUGGGCAUUGUGGACCAGCUGACCCGCCUGCUCCGGAACACAGAGCCACGGCCGCCUGUGGAGAUCCACCGGCCCCACGCCAAUGCCUGCGAAGGCCAGCCCCACUUCUUCCAGGACGUGUUCGGUCACCGAGACCCCCAGCACCUGAUGAGCCUGGCCCCCCUCUCCCUCCAAGAGCUCGGGCAACAGAUCAUCCGGCAGUUCCCCCCGGAGCGGGCCCAGCUCUUGGGCCACCACGGCUUCCUGCCCACCCUGCUGGGAGCCCUGUCGGGCCUGGCCCCCCCGGCCCCCGACCCCUCCUGCUCCUCCCAUGUCAAGCCUCAGCUCCAGAUCCAGCCCCCCAAGAACCUGAGCUGGCUGGGCACGGCCACGGGGAGCGAGCCCUGCUCUCUGGCCCGGAUGCUGAGGUCGGGAGGGCGGCGAUUCUCCAGCGCCAAGAUCAAGGCCGGAGGAGGCAGCCCGGCCGGCAGGAGGCCGCUGUACCUGGGCGCGGGCUCGCUGAGCUGCCUGUCGCAGGCGGCGGGCAAGCCGAGUCCCAGGGCCGGACACCUGUCCAACGCCUUCCCCUUCCAGGCCGGUGCCGCGCCCUCCAGCCGCACCGAGGCACGCAGCCUGGCCAUCAACUCUGCCUCAGCCCCGCUCAUCCGGCGCGCCAGCCCGCCCCCGCUCCGGCCCCAUGCCCCCACUGCCCCUCGGCCAGCCCAGGAAGAGCCCGUGGGCCACCUCUCCGCGGAGCCACCAGGAGGCGCUGCAGGCGGCCCGGCCGGCAUUGACCCUGCGCUGCAGGAGAGCGAGGGUGGUGCGCUGCACAGCAGCGGUGGUCAGGGCCGCUUUCCUGGCGGGGCUCGGCGCAAAAGCCUGGGGGGGCGGGGGGCGGCACUCCACCGGGACAGACUCGACCGGCCAGGGCCGCUUUUGUAACCGACUUUGUAUUAAGUUUAUUCUUGUCAUCUGAAUGUUUUAACUGUAUGUAUUUUUCUAGCCAACGGCUCAAACAGUAAAUCCUACUUGACUUGACUUGUAUUAAAGUU